Spodoptera exigua (beet armyworm) is the source of this 1897-nucleotide messenger RNA. The record is from the annotation of a GenBank genome assembly. Lineage: Eukaryota; Metazoa; Arthropoda; Insecta; Lepidoptera; Noctuidae.
AGUAGUGUAUUGUUAUGAUGAAUGAAGAAUGGCGGACGUUGUCAUAUUACGAUAUUUGUUCACAUUUCUAUUGAUAAAUGCUUGCUGUGCAGGGCUACCUGGUCUGGACGAAGAUGAGGUGUCAGGCAGCACACAGGAACCUGAAUCACAGCAUAUUGAUGACCCGAUCACAAUUGAAAAGAUGAUGGUACAACAACCAAGGUACAAAUGCCAUCAAUGUGAGCCUCCGGAGUGUGGGUCAUCCAAGGAGGAGAUAUGUCACGACGCCCUCUACUGCUUCAAGUCCUCAGUGCGCGCCUCUGACGGGGAGUUGAGGCACUCGCGAGGGUGCUCCACUCAGAGGGAUCAUUAUCAGUUCACUUGUCGAACUAAUACUCCGCAGCAGAGCCUCCGCAAGCGGCACGCAGGUCUCCACAACAUAUCGUGUUGCCAAGGCGACCUGUGCAACGCGGGUACGUUCCCCGAGCUGGCCCCGCUGGCCGACACGGCCAUAGAGCCGCUGCCGUCCAACGCGUGGAAGCUGUGGGCCAGCGUCGCUGCCUCCGUUCUCGUCGUCAGUGCUAUCGGGGCUAUGGCCAUCUUUGUACUGCGCCGGAGUCAUAGGUUGCGAGUCUCCCGCGCCGCCCUACACAAGCUGGGCGCGGACUCCAACUACUUCUCGUCCAACAUGUACAGUCCGCACGUGACCAGCGCUUUCUAUGAAGGUGUAGAAGGGUCCCAAAAUGGCGGGGGGCUCCGCGCGACGGCGGCCGGUGACUCGACGCUCCGCGAGUACCUGGAGUGGUCCGUCACCAGCGGGUCGGGCUCCGGCCUGCCCCUCAUGGUGCAGCGGACCCUCGCCAAGCAGGUCUCGCUCUGCGAAUGUGUUGGAAAGGGUCGUUACGGCGAAGUAUGGCGCGGUUCCUGGUACGCGGACAGCGUGGCUGUGAAGAUAUUCUUCUCCCGAGACGAGGCCAGCUGGAGGAGGGAGACAGAGAUAUAUUCCACUGUACUCCUCCGACAUGAGAAUAUACUCGCCUACAUAGGCAGCGAUAUGACUAGCAGAGGCAGUUGUACGCAGCUAUGGCUGAUCACCCACUUCCACCCGCUGGGGUCCCUGUACGAGCACCUCAACCGGACCACCCUGACCCAACACCAGAUGAUGGCCAUCUGUCUCUCCAUCAUCAACGGCCUACUGCAUCUACACACUGAAAUACAUGGCACACAGGGUAAACCAGCAAUCGCCCACCGCGACAUUAAAACAAAGAACAUCCUGGUGAAAGUGAACGGAGAGUGUUGUAUAGCCGACCUGGGUCUGGCGGUGACCCGAGCCCACCUGACGGCCGGCCUGCAUCAUAACCCCCGCCAGGGGACCAAGCGGUACAUGAGCCCAGAGAUGCUGGAUCAGAGCAUGAACGUAUUGUCCCUGGAGUCGCACCAGCAAUGCGACGUGUACAGCGCGGCGCUGGUGCUGUGGGAGGUGGCGGGGCGGACCCGGCCCGCGCCGCGCGACUACCGCGUCCCAUACUACGACCUGGCCCCCGCCGACCCCAGCUUCGACGACAUGAGGAAGAUCGUCUGCGUCGACGCCGCAAGGCCUGAACCACCUGAUGAUCCGCAUCCUACAAUGGUGGGUAUGGCCCAGUUGAUGCGUGAAUGCUGGCACCAGAAUCCGUCAGUCCGCCUCCCCGCGCUUCGCAUCAAGAAGACUCUCCUCAAACUCGCUGCAGCCGACAACUCCAUCAGACUUAAUGAAGAUAACGAGGUCUCCGUCUAAUAUAUAACUACGUAGCAACUCAGGUAUAUACAUAAACUUAUUAUGAAGGCCUAAAUAAGGGGUUCUAAGAUCUAGUGUCGGAUUAAACGAAACAGGGGAGGAUUGGGUAGUUUCCUAGGUCAAAAAUAAAUUACUUCGACG